Messenger RNA from Bipolaris sorokiniana ND90Pr, 910 nucleotides. RefSeq lists its product as uncharacterized. The record is from RefSeq and is a predicted model, not a curated record. Lineage: Eukaryota; Fungi; Ascomycota; Dothideomycetes; Pleosporales; Pleosporaceae. Gene Ontology annotation, biological process: maturation of SSU-rRNA from tricistronic rRNA transcript (SSU-rRNA, 5.8S rRNA, LSU-rRNA). Bases 62 to 574 code for a protein of 170 amino acids. The transcript has 2 exons. Gene Ontology annotation, cellular component: preribosome, small subunit precursor; nucleolus; 90S preribosome.
GGCGAGGCUCUGCGACUGCGUCCCCAACUUUGUCAAACACUCGCAACGGCAUCGCAUCACUAUGGCUCCCAUCAAAAAACGCACAACAGCGCGCGCAAAGUCGGUUCGUGCCGCCCGCCCUACCACUGCGGUCUUGCACAAGCCCGACGACAUGUCAUCUUUUCCUUCGACCAAGCGCGACAAGCAGAGAAUUAAGCAUUCAUCCUUUGUUUCCAAGAUUGAGAAAUCCUCUGCCAAGACACAGAAGCGCAGGCGCCCAAAUAACAAGCUCAUUGCCAACCUCGAGUCCCUCGCGGAUGCGCUUCCCGGUGGAGACACAGACGGCGACAUCGAGCUUGGCCAGGCGCGUAUAUUACAGCCAAAACAAAAAAUGGAGAGCAUGAAGCGCACAAAGGGCGCCAAGAAGAGGAAGGAGAAGCUCGAGAAGCUCGAGAAGGCGCGCUUCAAUGCAAACUUGGCUCAGUUGACCACAGCGAGCACAAAUGGGGCCGAUGCUGUCAAGGACCGAUGGGCGGCGCUGAAGAGCCAUGUACAGACCAACAUGGAGGUCAGGCCCGAGUUUGCCCAGCAAUGAAGCCAACCUGCUUGAGAUGAAUAUCCGCCCUCAUAUUGGGCUCACUAGACGGGAGCGAUAAACUUGCCUGUCCCGCACACAUAUGCGUGCCUUCGCAGCAGUCAUCGGCAAAUGAUUGGUCAUCUUGCUGAGGCCAGAUGCAGUAAUUUGGCGCGAUGCUCAUCACUAUCAUUUGCGGUAUCUAUAGGAAGGAUUACGCGGCGCUCCUGUCAUGCAUACGACACGAAACCUAGGCUACAAGGCCAAAAACUUAUGCCGCACACCAUCACCAUAGACAAAACACUUGGAGUCCCGAAACACAACAUAGUCGCUUGCUCAUAUAUCGAGCAAUUGUAC